This is a messenger RNA of Lecanosticta acicola, 717 nucleotides long. The record is from the annotation of a GenBank genome assembly. Lineage: Eukaryota; Fungi; Ascomycota; Dothideomycetes; Mycosphaerellales; Mycosphaerellaceae.
AUGCCAAAAGCUCCCCAACGUAGUACCAAAGCGGCUCGCGCGGUCGGUCCGGUCAAGGACAGCAGCAAGACGAAAGAUCCCAAGGCAUCGCACCUCUACACCGACGACAACCCUGCAACGACGAUCCACGGCACUGGUUUCAAGGACGAGGCCGCGGCGUUGCGUACGCUGGAUCUGAUCCGCCAACGCUCGCUCACCUACCAAUUCCAAACGGUGAACACCAUGUUCCAUAGAGCGAAGCACCAUCCUGCGAUGAAGAAAGCUGCUGAAGGCAGUGGGAGCACAGGCAACAUGCGAGCAGCAAUGGACGUCUUCCAAACAUGGCUGGAGGAAACGUAUCCUGCUGAGAAAGAGACGUUGAGGGUCGGAGGCGGCUUCAAGCCUUUGCUGAGCAAGAAGUGCAUGGGGCGGUACAUUUCCCUGAUUGAGGACAGCGCGGAUGUUAGUGACGAUGGCAAGAUAUUCGCCAGGACAUAUGUGAGGCUGCCAAAGGGAAAGAGGCUGGGCAAUGUACUGGUCGAUGACACAAAGCCCGCCGAGCCUGACUGGGAAAGGAAGCGAUAUCAGGUUCUCGAUGGACUUGUUCCGGAAGGGGAGGAGAGCGAGCCGAAUUGGAAAUCUUCAGCUCUGUGGACUGGAGAUAGCAAGCCUAGUCCACGUCACCUGGAGCUUAUUGCGUGGGCAUGGAGUCCAGUCAAGGAGUCAAAGCUGCCGUGA